AGAAGUAGAAAUGCUGACUCGGCUUCCGCCACAGCACACGUUGUAUCUCCGACCGAACAUCAAGAUCAAGAAGCGGAAGAUGCGACGCGGGUGCAGCUUGAAACUCAAGAACAAGAGCGCGAUGUUGAUCAAGCGUAUCCUGCUGAUGUGCAAAAGUUGUAUCGUUCAUCUUUACUCGGUCUGUCCACUGCGAUCUUGCAUAACGCACGUGAAUUUGAUUUUACCUCAAACCGCACGAGGAAGUUCAUUUGGCCUUUACAGAAAUAAAACUGUCGUGGCUGAUACUAGUCCCAGUAGUCGUGCUUCACAUAAUUACCCAUAUUUUUCGUUGUUUUGGUUUUCGUUUUCCUUUUGCAAUGCAUAAAGCGACGUCUUCAUCUUCUGUACCAAUUGGAGUUGAAUCUGCUCCAAGUAUCUCAGCAGCAGCA
Molecule: messenger RNA, 428 nt
Organism: Amoebophrya sp. A120
Lineage: Eukaryota; Dinophyceae; Syndiniales; Amoebophryaceae
Source: the annotation of a GenBank genome assembly